UCCCUUGAAAGAAAAGAAAGAAGGGAGGGUGCUCACGUCGGGGUGGGCUCGCAUCGCCCAGGUAGGCUGGUCCCUUUGUGUAGCUGGGGAGGGCGCCUCCAUCGUUGGUUCUCCUCCUCCUCUUCCUCCCCCCACGUGCUUUAAGGAGAAAAGGGGCCGCCCCAGGCAAGACUCUCGCCUCCUCGCCCGACCCUGCUGCUGCUGCUGCUGCUGCUGCUGCAUGCGUGUCCUCCUCCGAGUCCCUUUUCCAGGCUGGCACCGGGGGGGUCGUCGUCAUGGCACAGGUGGGGCACCGGGUGGAUUACCUGGCGGGCUUCUGUUGCCCGGUGGGGGGGCUGGCGGCUGGCAAGCCCCGCGUGCUGUGCCAUGAGAACCAGAUUUACCUCUCCAACGGCACCGAGUUCGUCUACGUUUACGACCAAGAGGGGAGGUUGAUGAAGGCUGUCUACAGGUUUCCCGAUCAAGUUUGGCACGUGGAGCUCCUGCCUCUCCACCAGCAGCUCUAUAUCCUGUGCGCUGGAGUUGGUAUUUACUGUGUUUCCUUGGACUACCAAAGCAGGUUAGCGAAGCGGGCAGAUGGCGAGGAGAACGACUGCUUCUCCAGCGUCCUCCCCAUGGGCUCCGACACCUGCACCUUCCCCGACGCCACGCUUUGCACCUUCACGCUGCUCAACGACGUCCUGGUCACCCUCUCGCAAGUCCAGGGGAAGUGGUGCAUGAAGCUACACAACCUCCCGGGCCCUGAGGACCGGGGGAACUUUCCACGCCAACCGAUAAGCCAUGUGGAUAUCACCACCAGCACAAACAGCGACGGGGACCUGUCUCUGGCGCACUUCCUCCCCGUCCUGUGUUGCGCCUCAUCCCCCAGCGCCACCGACCACAAGGAAGGCCUGCGCCACUCGGGGGGCUUCGUGCUGGAAGAGCCUCUCUUCAGCCUCCUCUUUGGCGUCGAUGCGGCCAUGCUGGAUUCUCCCAUGAUCCUCUGCGGCUUCCCAGACGGGCAGCUCUGCUCCGUGCCCUUGAAGGCCCUGAGCUCUCCCGACAACCGCAGCUGCGAAGAUUCGCCCGUCAAGAUCCUCCACCACUUGGAGGAGCCGGUUGUCUUUGUCGGGGCCCUGAGGACAGAGCGGAGGUCCCCGGAGGCAGAGGAGCUGCCCGCCUACGGAGACUUGGGCUGCGACUGUGUCGUGGCUCUGGGUCACUAUGGCAAAAUGGUGGCCAUCAAGGCAGCUCAGGGAGAGGAAGUCAAGGUGCCAGAGCUCCGCGAGUAUUGCCUGCAGGGGCCCGUCCUGUGCGCGGCGUGUAGCGGGGGAAGCCGCAUGUACUACAGCACCCAUUCCGACAUCUAUGCCGUCGACUUGGACAGCAACAUCCCGGAGGCUGAGAAGGUGGAGGACGCGGCAGGGACCCUUCCGUCCGCUCUGUCUCCCGCCAGCUUGAGCAUCUGCAGUGUGGUGGCGCUCUCCUUGUCUUCCCGGGAGUCGGAAGGUGAGUCCGAGCUUCUGGCGUUAUCUGCUAAAGGCCGCCUCAUGACCUGCGGCUUGUGCAGCCCGGAUGAUACGCAGCCUUUCAAGAUGAACCCUGACAAAGCUGGGCAGAGGAUCAAGGAGCUGCUCUCUGGGAUAGGCCAUGUCUCUGAAAGAGUGUCAUCGUUGAAGAAGGUCGUGGACCAGAAGAACCGCGCUCUGACGUGCCUGAACCAGGUGAUGAACGUGAGCGCGGCUUUGCUGUCCGGCCAGAGCAACCAGAAGCCCAUCACUUGCACCAUCACCACCCACUGGAGCCACAUCCUGGUCCAGGACAGCUUGGCGGUCUCCUGCGUUUUGGAGAACGCCAGCGAGUGCACCCUGGAGCGUGGCUGGACCUUCUGCGUCCAGCUCUUCGCCAGCUCUUGCGACUUCGAAGAGGACUCCUCCGAUUCCGCCACCACCUACACCUUCCCCAUAGACCAGCUCCUCCCCGGGAACAAGACGGAGGUGACUCUCCCGCUGGGCCCCGCCGAGGGCUCCAAGCUGGAGCUGCCGUUCAUGGUCUCCUGCUCUCUCUACUACAGCCUGCGGGAGAUCCUGGGCACUGUCUCGGAGUCCACCGACCUGCUGGACGACCUGCUCUCCGACGACUCCACGGGCCUCUCCCCGGACAGAGAGGGCAUCUGCCUGCCCCUGAAGGAAGUCACCAUUGACCUCCUGCAGUGCCUCCGCUUGGGCGGCAGCAUCUCUGAAGCCUCCCCUCCUGCGGCUGCCCUCCCCCUCCCUGCGGACCCGCUCGACACCUUCCUGAAGCUGUCCCAGAUGCAUUCUGACCUCGAGAGCGUCGGAGGCGGCGACGAGCUGGUCCCAAGAGCUCUCAGCCCUCUGGGAGAGGCAUACUUGGCUCCCUCCGUGGCCUCCAUCAAGGUGUCCUCGGAGCUGCUGAGAACCACCCUGAAGGACUUCUGCGCAGAUGUCUCGCUCUGCUGCGCUGUGCUACGAUGGCUGCUGGCAGAUAACGCCGAGGCGGAUGCCCUGCGGAGCCAGGAUGCAGCAGCCGUGCGGGGGCUGGCCCCAGAUGGAGGCGAAGUGCAGUUGAACAUCCGAGAGGUGGCUGUCAGUGACCUGAGCCCAGCAGGACCCAUCCAAGCGGUGGAGAUCGUAAUCCAGAGCUCACCAAUGGAAAACAUGUCCCAACUGCACCAUGCUGUGGUCAGGCGCAUUCAGACACUGAUUCUGGAGCAAGCAGCCGAGGACUCUUCUCCCCCAGACAUCCGUGUGCAGUACCUCCACCAGAUCCAAGCCAACCACGAGGUGCUGCUAAAAGAGGCACAGUCCCUGCGUGACCGCUUGUGCCUGGGGAACGAUCCGGAGGCGACGGUGGAGAAGCUCUUGCACGUCUACCAGCAGCUGCGCAACCCCAGCCUGGUGGUCCUGUGAGCGGGGUGUGUGCCGUGGCUCUCCAUCUUUAGUGCACCUCGGACGGCUGCGCAUACUAUCUUUGCCCUGCGCCGGUGGAAUGAAGGGAGCAGCUGGCUGUACACCUUGCAGGCGGACCGAGGGCUGGAGCAGAGGCAUGGCAGGGAGGAGGAGGAUGAGGAAGGGGAUUCCAGCUGGGCAUGCCCUGGGGAGAUGGGGUGUCUGGCUGGGUCUGCUCUGUGGAGACCCGGCCUUUUUAAUUUAUUCUCCUUUUCCCCUGUCCCUUUCUCCACUCACCCACCCCAUUUCAAUGUGAUUUUUCCCACCACCACCCCCGGGUUCUGAAUCCCUGCCCAUUCCUGGCAGAUCUGAUUGGUUUGUCUUGGCAGCCUCGCACGCAGGCAGAGCCGUCCAAGCAGACGGCCUCUGUGGAUGCGUGUCUGUGGUGUGUGUGUGUGUACGUGCGUGUGUGUGUGUGUGUUACUUGGAUGGCCGACAAGGUGCCGUUGGUGGGUGUGGGUGCCGUGUUGUGGAAUCACACUGGACCGUUGCUAGUUUAGCUUCUUUAGCUUUCGGUGACAAGUGGCUUUGCUGUGCCAGGCCUGGGGGGGGGGGC
Lacerta agilis (Sand lizard) is the source of this 3504-nucleotide messenger RNA. RefSeq names its product FA core complex associated protein 100 (gene FAAP100). Lineage: Eukaryota; Metazoa; Chordata; Lepidosauria; Squamata; Lacertidae. Gene Ontology annotation, biological process: interstrand cross-link repair. Bases 276 to 2909 code for a protein of 877 amino acids. The record is from RefSeq and is a predicted model, not a curated record. The transcript has 9 exons. Gene Ontology annotation, cellular component: nucleoplasm; Fanconi anaemia nuclear complex.